AUGUUCCUUCUCAACCAGGUGAUCUGGGUGUGUAAUAACUGCCGGAAGCAGCAGGAGAUCCUGACCAAGCCAGGCGAGUGGUUCACAGGUCCGGAUGGGAACCCUGCUGGCCUCGGGUCAGCCGUCAGUGAGCCGUCUGUGUGCCAAAAGCUUCGGUCUCGCUCCCAAGCGCCCUCCACAAUCCAAGACCCCAACCGACCCCACGCCCCUGGGACCGAACCUGGCAUCGACCCCCGAUCCCGCAGCGAACCACCGCGAGACACGAGAAAUGGCCGAGGAGGCGGAGCUAGUCGGGGGGAGCGGCGGGCGGUCCAGCCCAGGCUGCAGACCCAGGUCUCCAUGGACCGGGACCUCCGGGGGGAGUCCAGAGAGCGCAGGGAGAGCCGGCGGCUGACCAAGGGACGAUCUCUGGAGCACGAUCCUGUGGGAGAAGGUUUAAGACGGACAGAAGAGGGGGGCUACCACCACAUGGACCACAGCGGUGCCCCCCCUCGCAAAGCAGGGCCGGUCCCUCCUGGAGGCCGGGGCUACCCUGUACCCAUGCAGGGCCGUGGCAUGGGCGUAGCAGGGGGGGAGGUUGGGGACGGUGUACGGCCCGGUAAGAGGACAGCGGGUGGGGUUGGAGGGCCACAUGAACACACCCUUGCUCAGCAGCCCCCUCCCCCUGAACUCAGAGAGCCUCCUGGUUUGGGCCCUGGCUCGACCCCCGGCCAGGGGCCCGUAGGGAGACGGACCAAACGGGAGAAGGCUGAGAGCAUGCUGCGCAAUGAUUCGCUGAGCUCUGACCAAUCGGAAUCACUGCGUCCGCCCCCUCCAAGACCCUACAAGUCGAAACGAGGGCUUGGGGCGGGGGGGAAGAGGCAGACCAGCGUCAGCAGCUCAGAGGAGGAGGGGGGGACCACGCCGGAGUACAGCAGCUGUGAGGACGCAGAGAUUGAAAGUGUCAGCGAGAGAGGUGAGAGACCAAACCAUCAUCACCUUGUGUUGAUUUCAUCCAGGGGGGGGUUUGAAAAUAUUGACUUCUGUCAGUUUAAUUAUUUGUUUAUCUAUCAAAAAACAUGAAAUAUCUGAGGCAAUUUGACUGUUAUAAAAUGUUGGAGA
This is a messenger RNA of Notothenia coriiceps (black rockcod), 1101 nucleotides long. Its product is annotated as regulating synaptic membrane exocytosis protein 1-like. Gene Ontology annotation, biological process: positive regulation of synaptic transmission; regulation of synaptic plasticity; regulation of synaptic vesicle exocytosis. Gene Ontology annotation, molecular function: small GTPase binding; transmembrane transporter binding. Gene Ontology annotation, cellular component: cytoskeleton of presynaptic active zone; presynaptic membrane. The transcript has 2 exons. The record is from RefSeq and is a predicted model, not a curated record. NCBI's taxonomy places the organism in Eukaryota, Metazoa, Chordata, Actinopteri, Perciformes, Nototheniidae. The coding region runs from base 1 to 1062 and encodes 353 amino acids.